Messenger RNA from Venturia canescens, 1443 nucleotides. RefSeq lists its product as uncharacterized. The transcript is spliced from 6 exons. The record is from RefSeq and is a predicted model, not a curated record. NCBI's taxonomy places the organism in Eukaryota, Metazoa, Arthropoda, Insecta, Hymenoptera, Ichneumonidae. The coding region runs from base 1 to 1443 and encodes 480 amino acids.
AUGUUCGGUAUUUUGUCAAUACUUGCCCUUUUGGGAGCAAAGUUUUCUCGUGCCCAGAUCGAGUGUUACUACGACGGAAAUGACUUUUGCGUUAGUCGAGACGAUAUUAUGUCGAUGGAUUUGAUGCCGGGAUCAAUUUUACUUAUGGACACGAAAACGAAGAAAAACAAUAAUUCGAACGAUAAAUUUGACAAUCUCACCGUUGAUGGAACUAUGGACAGCGCCCUGGACGAAAUGGACUUUCACAGAAAAAGAAUGAACGAGUAUCUCUGUCACGGUUUCAUGGCUGAAGAAAUAUUCCGUGAAAUGAGAACAAAUCGCGUUAAAAGAGGGCCGGACAUUCGGAAAUCGCACCCGAAUUCAUUGCCUGAUUUUUUCGACGAGCCGAAUCCUGAGGAUUCCGAUAACGACGAUUACAACGAUAUUGGGAACUCUAAUGCCGGCGACAACGUGACGAUUCAGCAUAAAUUACUUUCCGACGAGGGCAGCUCGAAGUACAAAGAUUGGCUGCAACGAACAACCACUCUCGAUGACGUUUAUCGCCAUUAUGCGCCUUCCAAAAAAAUGAGAAAAAAAGUGAGCAGUCGAUACCCCCAACGCGGUACUUCGGUCCUGCAAGCUCACAAUAUCGAAGAAUUUGAUGGCGAGGUUACGGGUUAUGCGAUGCCGGCCCCCAUAUCCCCGGAUAAAACUUAUUACGACGCUCCCGAUGAACACUUGUCGCCUUCAUCGACCGGGCACAGUUACCAGUACAGUGGACACGAACAUUACCCUCCGAGCAAUCACCAUCAUCACCAGCCGGAAAUAGUGCCAAUAAUCCAUGAAGAACAUUAUUACGAACAGCCGAGUCAUCACUACGAUGACGAAUAUUGGCACAGACCAUCUUAUCAUGGCAAAGAAAAAAGCCACGAACUGACGAUCAGAGAUUUUUUCGAGAUCGCGCUUACUGCACUCGCUUUUCUUGCGUUUGGUCUCUUCAUUAUUCAACUGCUGAUGAACAUCACGCAAAAUCCUAAUACAACAACGGCAGCGCCUAUCGUCGCCGAUGCUGAUGGAACGAGAUUCAAAAGGGACGCUCAAUUUUACGGGUACAUGAACUACGGGAACGAGGAUUUGAACGAAUUAUCUUACAGAGUGCUGAAGUCGAUCGAGGCUGCUAUGGUCGCUGAAAGAGACUCCGGUCGGUGUCUUCGAUGGUCACUUUGCAACGAUAAUCGUCACUCGAGAAAGUCAACUGGACCACGAAAAAUCUGGCUUCCGGUUUGGAGCUUGGGCAUGAGUUGGGUGUCAGGCAGAAUUCUGAACACACGAGCUUGGCCGACGAUGCUCGAGUCUAUAAAAGCGUCGGUAUUGGGUCUCGGUGGUGCUGACUGUUCAUCUCUGUAUCCCAACUGCGAUCUUGCAAGUGAACGCAUUAAGCGACGUCGACGAAGAAGAAAAUGA